Messenger RNA from Lacerta agilis (Sand lizard), 5603 nucleotides. It is a transcript of the gene ARHGEF9, whose product is annotated as Cdc42 guanine nucleotide exchange factor 9. Lineage: Eukaryota; Metazoa; Chordata; Lepidosauria; Squamata; Lacertidae. The coding region runs from base 242 to 4270 and encodes 1342 amino acids. Gene Ontology annotation, molecular function: protein binding; guanyl-nucleotide exchange factor activity. The transcript is spliced from 14 exons. The record is from RefSeq and is a predicted model, not a curated record.
UACGAGGCGGCGGCAGCAGCAGCGGCGGCGACGAAACCAGACGGCCGCUGCCGGGACGCCGCUAGAGCCUGCUUCUCUGGAAUGAGGAACCAGCUGGCGCCUUCCUUGACACCAGCCUCGGCAGGCCGCUCCAGGACCGCGUGCGGAGGAGCCGCGCAAAACUUGACAAGCUCUGCAGAACGUAAGCAUCUGGUGGUGAUGGAGCUGUGACAUUCGGACAUUGGAUUUGUCAGCUGGAAGUAUGGAAUUCGUUGACAGCUGCCAACAUGGUUGCUCUAGGCCAGUUCCAAAUGGAUAUGGAAGCAAGAUUUUUCAAAGUAAUCAAAAGGAAAGAUCCAGUGAUUUUAAGCAUUCUAAUUCUUGUGAUUUAAAUGAUGAUGAAAAGGAGGAUGGAGCCCGGCAUAAGAAGAAGACUAAGGGUAGUCGGAUUUGGAAUUUUGUCAACCUCAAGAAAGCACCCUCCAUGAAUUCAAAGAGACCCCAGUCCAUGAUCCUCUUUGGAGAUAAUACGGAGAUCUUGGAGCAAAAUCGUAAGAUGUCCUUAAUGGAAAGGGUGAGGUCUUUCAAGAAGCUAAGGUCUUCUGGUAUGGCCAAGAGUAUGUCCAAAACCAAGGCUGUUAUUAUCUCUGUGGAAACUCAGGAAGAUCUUGAGCAAAAAGCACUUCACCGAAUUAAGAAGCUAAGUAACAAUCAGCGUCCAUACCGCCAUUCCUAUGCAGGCCAUAUUGAGGAUUUGGAUUCUUCUUUUGAAGAUGUCGAGAUGAAUAGUUGCGUGCUAGAUAUCGCUGCCAGUGAAAUUAAAUGGCACAAGAAUUUUGGCACUGAAGUAAACAGUGACAGUACUGAUAAUGACUGUCACAAAAUGCUAUCGGCUCAGAGGUACAUGGCUCCAGAAUGUGAGAAUUCUCAGGAAUCUGGUGUUGCACAAGAGGACCCUCAAAGGAGAUGUUCUGCGGCUGCUUCUGAGACUAAAAAAGGAAGAAGUUCUGGGGUCUGGAGUUACAUCAAAGGGAUUUCAUUGACAAGCAAGGACAGUGAAAAGCUGCCUGACAUAAGCAGGGAACCCAAUUUUCAGGACAUGGGAAAUGCAACAGAUGAUCCGACUUCUUAUUUUGACUUGGAUGUGGGAUGUGAGGAGAGUGUUGGCCACUCUCAAAGGGUUAAGGGGAGCCACUUUGGUGGGGUUCUUCGAUUCUUCAACAGCUUUGCUAGGAAAUGGCGGGGCUCUUCGAAAGAACAAAGGCCAAACUCCAAUUCCAGACGCAGAAGGCAGGAAUCAACUCCUCACCGGGAGCCUCUGGUCAUCAUAAAUGAUAAAGCCAGCAGUUUUUCUUCCCCAGGACUGUCUCCGGAUUCCGGCAUCUGGGAUAACUGUAGUUCAAAAAGUUCCGCUGGUAAAGGGCCACCCCAGGAAAGCACAGAUGCCGAGAAUUCCCACAAAGUCUUCAGUGAGAAUAGCAGUUUCAAUGAAGUUUCACCCCCUGCCAUAAGUUUGCCAGCUUUUUGCCAAACAGGCUUUCUCGGUGACUGUUCAUUUCUUGAUGUGCACGGUCUGUCUAUGGAUGUGCCACAGGUUCAAGAGCCACUUCUUGAUAAAGUAGACAACUGGGGCUUAAGUGCUGCUCCAGUAGACACCUGGGUAUUAGAAUCUUGGGUAGAAGGCAAUACUGAACACUCCGCUGAUACCCCAGUGGACCCCAAUAGCUUGGAUAUUAGUGAUUUAAAGACUCAGUAUUUGACUAAGAUGGAUGUUGGGGAUAUCAAAAAUGCUUCUCUGAAUUAUGAAGGGUUUUGCAACACUGAGCUGGAUUUGGAGGUUUUUUGUAAAACUGAUGAAGGUACACUGGGCCUAAGCAUUGUAUCAGAGGAUGUUAACACUGUACCAAGUAGUGUUGUUGAUGCUCCAGAUCUGGCUUGUCCUGUAGCAGAUGCUAGAGCUCUCCAUAGGGCUGCAGCAGAUGCAGCGCACCUGGUCAGAAUUUCACGAAUUAACCCAGACCUAGAGCUGAUGACACCAGCAGAUAUCACAGAUGCUGGGACUACCGGUAUAUUAGCACAUAGCCAGAUCCUGGAAAGUAUUCCAAGGGAUGGACCGCCCUUGGCUACUGUACAAGCAGACAGCCAGGAUUUAGCAAGGACUCGAGUAGAUGCCCAUAAUUCAGAAAGUUAUCCUGUGGAUACUGAGAACAUUAGUACUACUCUGUCUGCUACUCAAGGUUUGUGCAGCAUCUUGGAGGAUGUUCACAACCCUUGUGCAUCUGCUUCUUUAUGCUGCCAAAGCUACACCCAGCAAGUGCCAGAUGGGGAGAAUUUUCCCAUCAAAAUGAACAGAGACACCUUCCAAUUUCAUCCAGAUCCGGUGUGGAAAGCUCGCAAAGUGCAACGCCCCGAAUGCAGGGGAGUUCGUCAUCCAGUUCAGAUGAGCGUGUGUACAAUUGUCCCCUUCGCUGAAUUCAACAGUGCAAAGCCACUGUCCCACCCAACUCAUCCAUCACCAGAAUCUCCACCUUUCAAACUCCUCUUGGAUAGAUGCCAGUCUGUGCCACUCUCCCAAAGUACCCCAAUGGGGCUGGAUCAGCUCGGCCGACAGCGGAAGUUGCUGUUGAGCACUGGUGCUGAGAGUGAUCUGGGCUCAAAAACCUUGGAGGUGCAUCGUGCUGGGAAGAAUGGCAGGCGUAGAUGGAGACCUCUCAAGCCUGGAGGGGAGCAGUUGCUACUCAAUAAACUGAUCAGUGGCGGUUCUAUUGUAAGCGCUGAGGCAGUAUGGGAUCACGUCACCAUGGCCAACCGGGAGUUGGCGUUUAAAGCAGGAGACGUUAUCAAGGUCCUGGAUGCCUCCAACAAGGACUGGUGGUGGGGACAGAUCGAUGAUGAAGAAGGAUGGUUUCCUGCCAGCUUUGUAAGGCUAUGGGUCAACCAGGAAGAUGGUGUUGAGGAAGGGACGAGUGAAGUACAGAAUGGGCACCUGGACCCAAAUGCUGCUGACUGCCUUUGUCUCGGGAGGACCCUCCAGAACCGAGACCAGAUGAGAGCCAAUGUCAUUAAUGAAAUCAUGAGCACGGAGCGCCACUAUAUCAAACACCUGAAGGACAUUUGUGAGGGUUACCUGAAGCAAUGUCGGAAGAGAAGAGACAUGUUCAGUGAUGAACAGUUGAAGAUAAUAUUUGGCAACAUCGAAGACAUCUAUCGGUUUCAGAUGGGCUUUGUCAGGGACUUGGAGAAGCAGUACAACAAUGAGGACCCCCAUCUCAGUGAAAUUGGGCCGUGUUUUCUGGAGCAUCAAGAUGGCUUCUGGAUCUACUCAGAGUACUGCAACAAUCACUUGGAUGCGUGCAUGGAGCUAUCCAAACUAAUGAAAGAUGGCAGAUACCAGCACUUCUUUGAAGCAUGCCGCCUCUUGCAGCAGAUGAUUGACAUUGCCAUUGAUGGUUUCCUUCUGACACCUGUGCAGAAGAUCUGCAAAUACCCACUGCAGCUGGCAGAGCUGCUGAAGUACACUGCACAGGACCACAGUGAUUACAGGUAUGUGGCUGCAGCUCUUGCCGUUAUGCGGAAUGUGACUCAGCAGAUAAAUGAGAGGAAAAGGAGACUGGAAAACAUUGACAAGAUUGCUCAGUGGCAGGCCUCGGUUCUGGACUGGGAGGGGGAGGACAUCUUGGAUCGCAGCUCUGAGCUGAUCUAUACGGGAGAGAUGUCCUGGAUUUAUCAGCCGUAUGGACGAAGCCAGCAGCGUGUCUUCUUCCUCUUUGAUCAUCAGAUGGUUCUCUGCAAAAAGGACCUGAUAAGGAGAGACAUCCUGUACUACAAAGGACGCAUUGACAUGGAUCGGUAUGAGGUUUUGGAUAUAGAAGAUGGAAGGGAUGACGACUUCAAUGUCAGCAUGAAGAAUGCCUUCAAGCUUCGCAACAAGGAGACGGAUGAAAUGCACUUGUUUUUUGCCAAGAAGCUGGAGGAAAAGCUGCGGUGGCUGAGAGCUUUCCGGGAGGAGAGAAAGAUGGUGCAAGAAGAUGAAAAGAUAGGUUUUGAAAUUUCUGAAAACCAGAAACGGCAGGCAGCAAUGACAGUAAGGAAAGUCAGUAAACAGAAAGGUGUUGGCUACUCUCGAUCAGUUCCUCCAGCCUACCCACCACCCCAGGAUCCACUAAAUCAGGGACAAUACAUGGUGACCGAUGGCAUAGCCCAACCCCAGGUCUACGAAUUCAACGAACCCAAACGCAGCCAGUCACCAUUCUGGCAAAACUUCAGCAGGUUAACGCCAUUCAAAAAAUAAUAUAUAGAAGAGAGAAAAUGAAACAUCCAUUAUUUUUAUGAGAAGAUGCUUCCUAACUAUUCAGCGCUAGGAAAAAAAAAGAAACCAACAUCGUCACACCAUUAUUUGCAUCAUAAAUCAAGAUUCGCUUGGUCUGACAAGAGCCACUUGUUGGACUCCCAGCAUCUUUCUUAAAGUGGAAAAAUAAUACCCAAAGGGGAAGAGCUUUGCCGACUCAGUGCCAAAGCAGAGCAGAUGCUGGCAUUUGUUCCCAACAGAGGGAGUGCGUUUGCCCCGGCUAGUGGCAUUCAAGAACUCUCCUCCUUUCCAUGUGUUGCCAAGGUGCUACGAGGAACGAAGCAUUGCUGCCAUGAAGAACCAGCCAUGGGUGCCAGUGUUACUACCUACUACAUGUUCUUGACGGGGAGGGCUGGUGUCAGGUUGGGCUGUCUUGUUAUUCUCGAAUGCUUACAUCUGCUCAGAUUUGGGGAGGGAGAAUGUCGGAGGAGUAUCAGAGAUUGAGCAUGUUACAUAGACUUCAACUUUCCAUUGCCAGAAGAAGAGGAAGCUGUGGUUUCACAAAGUAUACAUCAAGGACGGUUGUAAUACGCUUACUGUACACAGGAUCUCUCUGGCAUAUAUAGAUAUAUAUGGGGAGGGGGGCAUUUUCCCACGCCCCUUUCCUUAGACCACUCAUCACAUCACUCCUUUGACUUUGCAAAUACAAAGGAUUUAUCUUCAAGAUUAUUGGCUCCCUAACCUUCUUUUAAAAUUUAAGGGAGGGGAGGCAAGGCAAAGGUGCAUCUAACAGUUGUAAAUAGACAACAAAUAGAGGGAGAAAACAACAACAUAUAUUUGAAAUUUGUUUCAGUUUUGGGUGGACGCUAGCCAUCCUUUGCAAUGUUAUUGAUAGUACACCGUGGUGCUUUUGGGUUUCUGGUUCCGUUCUCUUUAUGCUCAGUCAUCUUUUUUAAUUGCAGCUACAUUUCAGGGAACAUGUAUAUUUAGUAGCUAUUGUAAGUUCUGCAUGGCAUCACCAAGCUUAUUUUUCCUUGAGAAGAUUAAGAAUGAGCCUGUCGGAGCUUAAUGGCAUGAUGGCUGGAGAGAGGCUCUUGCCAGAGAAUGCAAGUGAGGUUGGAGGAAGAUUGAAAAUCCAAGUUUGGGGCCGAAUGCUGAGGUUUUUGUGUGUGUGUGUGUUGUGGGGGAGGAGGCUUUAAUGGUCUGAAGCAGCAGAUAAACGGAUGAUUUGGGUAACCCAGCUAAUUCUCACUUGCCAGUUCUAUUAUUUUGUUUCUAUUGGAUUGUUUGACCUUGUCAAACAAAUGUCAGAAUUGUGUGUAUUAAAAAAAAAAAA